Molecule: messenger RNA, 396 nt
Organism: Rasamsonia emersonii CBS 393.64
Lineage: Eukaryota; Fungi; Ascomycota; Eurotiomycetes; Eurotiales; Trichocomaceae
Exons: 2
Coding region: 1-396 (131 amino acids)
Source: RefSeq, a predicted model, not a curated record
AUGCUAGCUGGAGACCGAGUUAUGAAUGCAUCAUGCAUCCGGACUCAGCCAAGUCAACAAUACCAGGUCCUCUUCGAAAGCACAUCAAAUGACGUUGAUGUCGAGACAAUCCUGAGUGGAGACAUGAUCACGUCUGAUGACAAGGGUUUAUCAUUCGUUGUAUACAGUUCCGUCAACACUCCUUUUGAACAAUAUGGGCAAACCGGCCGUUGGGAUAUUUAUCUUCCCGCUGCUAUGACUGCGGCGAUGGCGCAGCAGCAGCAGAAAACGACUGGUUCUGUUGGCUGCGCAUUUGACGAAUUUGCCAGCGAGCCGCUUGUUAAAGGAUCAAUUGAGCCGUACAGAGCCAUCGACAACCCCUGUUCCUCGGACUUGUUGGAGCAAAUCGAGCUAUGA